Messenger RNA from Trichoderma citrinoviride, 795 nucleotides. RefSeq names its product NAD(P)-binding protein. The coding region runs from base 1 to 795 and encodes 264 amino acids. NCBI's taxonomy places the organism in Eukaryota, Fungi, Ascomycota, Sordariomycetes, Hypocreales, Hypocreaceae. The transcript has 2 exons. The record is from RefSeq and is a predicted model, not a curated record.
AUGUCUUCUCAGGUAGUUCUUGUGACUGGUGGAAACACCGGGUUGGGCCUGGAGAUCAUUCGAACCCUGUACCAGUCCUCGAAAGCCUAUAACAUACUGCUUGGCAGUCGGUCCCUCGAGAAGGCGAAAGUGGUUGUGAACGACUUGUUGUCCGAGGCGCGCGAUACGACCACCACAAUCGAACCUGUCAAGAUCGAUGUCGAAGAUGACGCGUCCAUAUUGUCCGCAUAUGCAUUUGUGGAAAAGAAGUAUGGGCGUCUUGAUGUCCUGGUGAAUAACGCAGGCGCCAACUUUGACCGGCAACUUCACAAGGGAGAAAUGACCGCCAGAGAAGCGUGGAACAAGUCAUGGGCAAUCAACACCACUGGGGCACAUGUAACGACGUUGACAUUCAUCCCAUUGUUGCUCCAAUCGGCCGAUCCGCGACUCCUCUUUAUUGCCAGCGGGACAUCCACGCUGACCGGACACGAGAAGGAGGAGCGGUUCACGGACACGCCUCCCGCAAAGGGAUGGCCGAAGCAGGAACUCAGUUGGAGUGCGUACCGAAGCGCAAAGACGGGCAUGAACAUGAUGAUGCGCGAAUGGGCGCGGAUCUUGAAGAAUGACGGGGUCAAGGUGUGGGCUGUGAGUCCUGGUCUUUUGGCGACGGGACUUGGCGGUGACCAUGAGCUGUUGAAGAAGCUUGGUGCGAUUCACCCGAGAGUUGGGGCAGAGGUUGUUCAGGGGGUCAUUGAGGGGAAGAGGGAUGCGGAUGUAGGGAGGGUUGUCAAGAAGGACGGUGUCCAGCCUUGGUAG